Perca fluviatilis (European perch) is the source of this 3686-nucleotide messenger RNA. Its product is annotated as BEN domain-containing protein 4. The transcript is spliced from 7 exons. The record is from RefSeq and is a predicted model, not a curated record. The coding region runs from base 436 to 2100 and encodes 554 amino acids. Gene Ontology annotation, molecular function: DNA binding. NCBI's taxonomy places the organism in Eukaryota, Metazoa, Chordata, Actinopteri, Perciformes, Percidae.
UAAAUUAAAAGGAUUUAAAACAUGAGAUGAAUUCUGUUUGACAGUUAGCCUUCUAACUAUAGGCCUAGGCUACUUAAAAAAGUAGGCCUAUAACUAUGGAUCCGAAAAAUAAAACAAAAUGUGGAAUUCAGGAACUAAAGAUUGUACAUCUGCUAUAGCGCCCGUUGUUCUCUGUGGAUGGUGGCUACAAAGGAGGCAGGCAGCGGCGCACAAGUCCCGCCUGUAUUUCCCUCUGGAGGAGUCUCAGUAUCGGCGCUCCCGACUGGGGAUUGGAGCGGCGGCUUGUCAGUAAAUGAGCCCACCCUUCACACAGUGUGUAUGAGGGAAACCGAACCAGACAGUGACGGAUCUGGUCCUACAGUCAUCAGCUGCCUGUCACACCAGCACGCCACAGUACCGACCCGGAGCCUUCCGCCGCUGUGACACCUGGCGGGGAUGGAGGGAGAGAUGCAGCCCGCAGAUGAAGGGCCCUGCGCCCCGAAGAUGUGCCGACAACAACGGGGUCCGUACAGCACCCUAAAAACCUUCCAGAGCAAACGCUCGGCGGGCAAGUCGCGCUUUGACAGGUCCGCUGUGGUCGAGGUGCCUCUCUUUGGCGACGGACAUCACUUCACUUUCCAUCCCGAGCAGCAGCAUCAUUUCCAGCCGCACCAUCAUCACCACCACCACCACCACCAGCAGCGUCUGCAGCAGCUCCACCAAACCAGCGUCGCUAUCAGCAGCAGCAGCAGCAGCCAACAGCAUCACCCGACGCUUCAGCAGCAGGGUCGUUUCCCAUGUGAGAACAGGCCCAGCAGCAGGGUCCCGACAUCCACCUCAGCGGCGGCGGCAGCAUCUCCUGGUACCCAGCAGCAGCGCGCCAGCAGCGGCAGAGCGGAGCCCAGAUUGUCUCCAGACUGCACUUAUGGUAUCAGCUCAGAGAAUCGUCUCAUCCUGGAUGCCUUUGCCCAGCAGUGUAGCCGAGUCCUCAGCCUCCUCAACAACGGCCGCCUCCUGGAGCCCUCCUCCUCCUUCACCUCCAACAUCAAGCUGGAGGAGGGGCCAGGGGCGGUACAGGGGCCUCACUGCUCCUCACUGGGGAAGACCAAACCUGAAGAGAGCUCUUCCACCACAGACCCAGAAGAGGAGACCCAACAAAGCCAUUUGAACCAACAACAGACCUCUGCCGUUCUUCGCAUCUUCACAGACUCCCUUCAGAACUAUCUGCUCUCAGGGCCGCCGCCACAGCAGCAGCAGCAGCAGCAGCAGCAACAUCUGGCUGCCGGUCUGGAGGAUGAGCAGUGUCCGUUGGCGGAGCCCGGCUCAGGGUUGUCUCCUCCAAGACAUAAUCUGGGAGGCUGGGGCUCACCGACUCCGUCAGAGUCGUACGGCCACCCUUCGUCCACGCUGCCUGAGGAGGAAGAGGAGGAGGAGAGCUGCUGUCCACGCUGCCUGGAGUUGGAGCAGGAGGUGCUGUCGCUGCAGCAGGAGAACGAGGAGCUUCGCAACAAGCUGGAGAAUAUCCCAGUUCCCUGUCAAAAGGCUCUCGACUACUUCAAGACUGUUCUUGAGUUCCACAACCAGCUGGUCCAGCCGAUGCCAGAGGAGCAGCUCACCGAGGAAGAAGAGCAGCAAACAGUCUUUGAGGGCAGUAAGCAGCUCCUGGAGAACUACCCUCUCUUCAUCUCUAAUAAGCAGUGGGACGAAGCCGUCAACUCCUCUAAGAAAGAUGGCAGGCGGCUGCUGCGCUACCUGAUUCGCUUUGUCUUCACCACGGACGAGCUCAAGUUCUCCUGCGGUUUGGGCAAAAGGAAGCGUUCGGUCCACUCAGGAGAUCCAGGCCUGGAGAGACGACCACUCAACCCCGUCAAAGUCAGCUGCCUCAGAGAAUUCAUCCGGAUGCACUGUGCCUCAAACCCGGACUGGUGGAUGCCCUCAGAGGAGCAGAUCAACAAAGUGUUCAGCGAUGCCGUCGGUCACGCUCGUCAGGGCCGAGCGGUCGGUACGUUCCUGGGCAGCAGCGGAAGCAGCACCAGCAGCCUCUAUAUGGACGGCUUUGAUGGACAUCUGUCACAGGACGAACUGUAUUUGAAAGGCUGCCAGAACGGCCAAUCGGACUGAAGUUAGAGGAGAAAUUAAAGACAAAUGCCGGAAAUGUAGCUGUACAACAACAUAUCCCAAAACACUGACCUGAACCUGUCACUUUACACAGUGAAGAAAACAUUCCAGAAGAAGUUUAUCAUACAGAAUAUAACUCCAGUCUUGCUGAAGCAGUUUGAAUAGUUUGUAGCUGUUUUGCCAUUUUUAUACCUACAAUUUUUUUGUUUGUUUGUUUUAGUCAAUAUUUGACUCUUCAGUAAAAUUUCAGUCUUCCACUUGCUACUUUUUUCUAUGGUUUGCUGUUUUGAGCAGCUGUGUCACUAUCAAUGGAAUUGUUUUUGUUUUGUGUUUUUGGGUUGGAGUCCCAUUUGAGUUUUAUUUUUUCAAUUUAAACGCUUACCUUAAUGUCAUCAGGAAGCUGUUUUUGUAAAUGUCACCCAAGUUAGAGACUUAUUGCAUCCAUCACUGACAUUGCGCCCUCCAUCACGGAAAGUAGCAUUUCAUAAUUUUCUGCCAAAUUCUGCGUCAUUGGCGAAGCGCAAGCCUUCAAUAGGAGUGCCUCUAAGAAAGUCAUGUUUUGUUACCUGUAGUGUUGCACUUGUUUUUCUUCUUUUCUUAAUUUGAAUCACUUCAGAUGUGUCAAGUUAUAAAAAAAGAAAAAGUGCAUUCAAAGUCUUCCCAAUGGGCUUAAAUGCCUUGGGUUGAAAGACGUUUCGGUCAAGGCUGAUCUGUUUUGAACUUCCUGCAGCAGAUUUCAAGAUAUGCAACUGGCAACUUACAUCUGGUUUACAAUAGGUCUCCUAAAUUUGUUUGAAAUGCUGUAGGCCUAUAUGGCAGCGAUAUAAUGCUGAUCUUUUUCCCAUUAAAUGAAGGCAUUCUAAUGAAUAAAAUGCAGAUUUGCAGAAAAAAAAAAAAAACAACAACACAGUGGAUAAACACCAAGAAGAUUGUUUCUAUUUUAUGCUAAUUUCUGCACUUUCUUUGCUCUUGUCAUAGAUUAUUUUAUUCAUCCUGUUGCAAGAAGUCUUCAACUGCAUUUACAUUUAUUACAUUCUAUCUUAUUUAGUUUUUCAUCAGUGAGAAGACUUUUUGACUCCGGAUGAAUUAAUGAUGCCAUAUAAUAAUGCCUUAAACUUGAUUCAAGUCAAGUGUGUUAUCAGUCACGUAAUCACAAUGUGGGUUGCUGGCCCAAGUGGAGCACUUCUUUCUUAUUUGCACUUUUACGUGUCUCGUUGUGGCUACAGCCGUCCCACAGGGAGAAGCCCUUGAACAGUAUUUAACCAUUCUUCUUUGACUUUGUUUUUAUUUUAUUUGGUCCUCAAUCACUUCACGUCAUGACACCGUUUUCUACGUUUUGAAUGUACCAGAUUUAUUAGGUCAGUUUGCCACGUCGACAGUGCUGUGUAAAUGUGUAAUAUAAAGUACAGUAUUAUGUGAGGUGUUCUUGAAAUACCACGUCUCUCUCUUUAAAAGCCAAGUAGAAAAGUGCCACAGAAACCUUAAAGUGUUCAUAUUAUGCUCAUUUUCAGGUUCAUAAUUGUAUUUCGAGGUUAUAUCAGGAUAGGUUUACAUGGUUUAAUUUUCAAAAAACAACAUAUUUUUGUUGU